This is a messenger RNA of Chironomus riparius, 2271 nucleotides long. The record is from the annotation of a GenBank genome assembly. NCBI's taxonomy places the organism in Eukaryota, Metazoa, Arthropoda, Insecta, Diptera, Chironomidae.
UUAAGGGCAAAUCCACGAAUAAACGGAACUAUAAAAAUACGACUUGCAAUUUUUCUCUACUUGUUUUCAUUUGAAUUUUUUUAAACCGUUAUAAUUUCUUCAAUUUGUCAAUAAAAAUUUCUGAUAAUCUACUAAUAAUUUUUUUAAAAUUUCUUUAACUUUCGAUUUUGGAGGUAAGUUCGGGAAAAAAAAUGUUUUAAUUACGAUUUAUACUUUAAAGUGAAGUGAAAAACGUUGUGAAAUAUAAUCCAAAAAACAUAAUUAUAGAUAUGAAGGAAAAAAGUUCAACAAAGAGGUCUAAAAACUAUCGGGAUCGUUUGAAGUUGAUAGGAAAUGAGGAAAAGCUUAAUGAACAUAUUCAAAAGCAAAAUAAUUCUUGGAAAAAUUAUCAUGAAAAUAUGAUUUUUGGUGAAAAAGCAGCAGAAUACAAGAAAAAGAGAAGUGAAGCUACUAAACGAUGGAAGUUAAAGAAGAACGAAAAAAAGUCCAAUUUAAAAUAUGGUGACGAUAGUCCAGAUGUAGGUUUUAAGUCGCAGAAAGGACUUAAGAAAGCUGUUAAAAAGAUCCAAAAUAGUCUUCCAAAAACAAAACAAAAAGCUGUUGAGGCAAUUAAAGUCGUUGCACAAGAUUUAGAUUUGGAAGUUAAGAUAAGGAAGACAGAAACAAAGACUACAAAUGGACGUAAGAACUUUCAGCAGACUUCUGACCUUGUGAAAGUUUUCUAUGAAUCUGAUGAUAUUUCACGUCAAAUGCCUGGAAAGAAAGAUACAAUUACUGUAAAAUUAGAUGGUGGAAUCAAAGAAGUAUUACAAAAAAGGUCAAUGUUGAUGACAGUUGAUAGAGCCUAUGAACAGUUUAAAGAAACAAAUCCUGAAAUUGAUGUAUCCAGAUCAAAGUUCUACCAACUGAAACCGCCAAACAUUCUGCUAAUAUCAGAAAUACCAAAAGAUGUUUGCUUAUGUUGCUACUGUGAAAAUUUUAAUUUUUUGUACAUGGCCCUUCGACCUUUUUUCCUGCUUGAAGACAUUGGAAAUUUGAAGGAUUUUUUAGGAAAGUUUUCGUGUUCUGAUGAUUAUGAAUGUGCUGCAAGUCUUUGUUAUAAUUGUCAAGAUUAUGAAUCAAUGCUCGAUCAAUGCUUAAUACCAUUCAGUGAUAAUAAAUCUAUUAAGUGGUUUAAGUGGGUAAAGGAUGGAAAUUUUUAUCAAAAAGAGCUAUUGAGAGGAAUGGUACUGUCUGAUGCUGUUGAAGCUUUCGCAAAAACUUUCAAGUAUUACAAGCAGCAUGUGUAUUUAAUCAAAGCCCAAUAUCGUGCGAUUUCUACGUUGAAAAAAGAAACUGAUCAUACAAAAGCUGUUAUCCAAAUGGACUAUAGCGAGAACUUUACAACCUUUAGCCAAAAAGAAAUACAAGCUGCCCAUUUCAACCGACGUCAAAUUUCAUUAUUUACGGCUAUUGCAACAGUCCAGAAUUCAGUCAACAUUUCAUUUGCAAUAGUAAAUAACGAUAUAAGGCAUUCAAAAUUCCAGGUUUUGUAUUAUAUGAAACUUUUAAUAGAGAAUGUCAGGCAUUUGUACCCAAACUUAGCGCACGUUGAUUUUGUAACUGAUGGAUGUGCAAGUCAGUUCAAAAAUAAAUUUAUCCUGACUGAUUUACUUCACAUCAAAUCUGAUUUUGGCAUAAAUGCAACAUGGCAUUUCAUGCCCACAUCACACGGCAAAAGUGCCGCCGAUGGAAUCGGAGGCAUUUUGAAACGUCAGGUCUCAAACAGAAUUAAGACAGGACUGUUUGAAGUUCAUUCUGCAGCUGACUUUGUUGAUUGUGCAAGAAGUUUUGUAAAAAAAAUUAACAUUAUAUUGGGUACGAAGAAUGAAAUGAAUUCAGAAUUAUCUUUCCUUGGAAACAGAUGGGAUAAAGUGAACGUGAUUCCAGGAACACAGUCGUUGCAUUUUUUCGAGCCGUUAGAGUCAAAUCUGCUCCUCGGAGCAGUUUCAUCAGAUCGUGAUGGUGCUACAAUAUUUCGUAUCUUUUAAUGUUUUUAUGCUUAAGUUUUUCUACAUGUAAUCUAAAUUCCAACUAAUAAAUUUUGAAUAACAUCUCUAAAAUUGUUCUUUAAGUUAAUUAUUUUUUAAAUUAUGUAGGCUUUGUUCGUACAGUUUUUCGUAAAAAGUUUUUAACAACGACAAAUGUUGGUGAAAAUUUCUUUACAAAUUUUAACGUUAAUUUUGAUUUUGAAUUUUUGUACAGUUUCGUGUUUUGCAAUAAAGAGUUGAA